This is a messenger RNA of Cladocopium goreaui, 2280 nucleotides long. The record is from the annotation of a GenBank genome assembly. NCBI's taxonomy places the organism in Eukaryota, Dinophyceae, Suessiales, Symbiodiniaceae.
AUGGAAGCUGCAGGUUUCCAGCAUACAGUGCUUCUGCUAAAUGAUGGCACGGCUAUGGCUUGCGGAGACAAUGGAUAUGGGCAGUGUGACAUUCCACCUUUGACUGCCGGCAUGUCAUACACCCAGGUUUCUGCAGGCUACUUGCAUACAGUGCUUCUGCGAAGUGAUGGUGCUGCUGUGGCUUGUGGACGCAAUGCAAAUGGAAAGUGUGACAUUCCACCUUUGGAUGCGGGUGUGUCAUACACACAGGUUUCUGCAGGCUGCGAGCAUACAGCCCUUCUCCGAAGCGAUGGCACUGCUGUGGCUUGCGGAGACAAUGAAUAUGGCCAGUGCAACAUUCCACCCUUGGAUGAAGGCAUAUCGUAUACCCAUGUUUCUGCAGGCGACUUGCAUACAGUGCUUCUCCGAAGUGAUGGCACUGCUGUGGCUUGCGGACAAAAUGCACAUCAACAAUGCAACAUUCCACCUUUGAUUGGUGACAUGUCAUACACCCAGGUUUCCACACGCUACCUGCAUACAGUGCUUCUGCGAAGUGAUGGUGCUGCUGUGGCUUUCGGAUGCAAUAAUUAUUUACAAUGCAUGAUUCCACCUUUGACUGCUGGCAUGUCAUACACCCAGGUUUCUGCAGGCUGCAGUCAUACAGUGCUUCUCCGAAAUGAUGGUACCACUGUGGCUUGUGGACACAAUCGAGACAACCAGUGCAAGAUUCCACCUUUGAAAGCUGGCAUAUCGUAUACCCACGUUUCCGCAGGUGCUUUUCAUUCAGUUUUUCUGCGAAGUGAUGGCACUGCUGUGGCUUGCGGAGGCAAUGGUGAAAAACAAUGCAAGAUUCCAUCUCUAACAUCAUGGAGUGAACUGUUGAGUUUUACCCCAGCCAGCCGUCGCUACAUUUGCCACGACUACACGCCUCGUGUCAAUGAGCCUGUCCGUGUGCUGCAACUGGAUUUGGUUUGUCAAGACGACGUAUUUCUGCUGACAUGCUCGAGUUUGGCCGGCCAUGAGGUGCUACGUUUUGAGGCAAGUGGUUCUGCCUUGGCUCUGGAUACUCACAGAGAAAUUGCUGAGAAGUUGGAUGCUAAUCUCGGCAGUAUUCAAGCAGUUUUGCCCCAUGGAGAGUUGUUGGCCUCAGUCUACAAAGCAAAUCCCUUGGAUAAGAAGUACGGUGAGCUUGCAAAGAAGGUUGAGGAAGAGAUCAAGAGGCUCAUACAGGAGAAGACGCAAGGCAACCUGAAGCUUGCAGAGAUGCGUAAGAAGAAGAAUUUGAAAGGCGAAGAGGUCGAGAAGUUGGCCACCGAAACAGCGGCAGCUGGCGGCAUCGCACGUUCAGCGCAGGAGGCGGCCGAGAAAGCAGAUGCCAAGUUCAAGGAAGCGGAAAAGAAGUGCGAAGCCCAAAAAUCGCUGGCGGAGAAGGCCGCCACGGUGGCCACUACGGCGCAGGCGGAGUACGGCCAGGCCAAGGACGAGGCGUCCAACGCGGAGAUGGAAGUGCAGAACAGAAUGGCCGAGAAGCAGCAGGUCUUGGAGCUCCGCAACUCGGUGCAGAGCUACUACGAUUCCACCGAUCUUAUGACCAAGAGCAUGGAGGCAUCCCUGGCCAAGCUGACUGGUGGCGAGGAAGAAUCCACCAAGAAGCCUUGGGAUCUCAUGCGCGAGGAUGAGAAUGUGAAGAAGAGCAUGGUGAGCUACAAUCUCAUGGUGGGACAAUUCCGCAGGCUGUUCUUUGAGAACAAGGACAUCUACACUUUGGUGGCCGAGAGCACCAGGGAAAUCCACGAGAACGCCCAAGCAGCAUGGUUGCUGCAAUGCGACCCUGAAGAGGAAUUGGAGGAAGAAUGGAAGAAGAGCGGCAGCGUCGAGAAACUCAACGAACACUGCGGUGUUGGUCUUUGGAAGCAUCUGGGAGUUGAGAGGCAGAACUUCCCAACCAAGGGUGAGACUGUGCCGGCCAGCGAAACUCCCGUUGAGGAGCCCAAGCCAGCCGAGUCUGUCGAGACCGAGCCGGAGGCGCCGGAGCCCACGGAGGUGCCGGAAGCCGUGCCGGAAGCCACGGAAGAGGUGAACGUGGAACCCAAGGACGAAGAAGAAGUGCACAACGCCGAGCCGCUUGAAGAUGAGCCGAACAACGCUGAACCAGCCCUUCUGCAGGCCAAAGACUUGGCCCUGGUGCGACAGAUCCGUCGUCACCGACAACGGGAAGCCUCCGCGUUGUGAGCAACGCGGCGAAGCAGUUCGAGGCUUCAUUUGCGACUCCCCACAACAGACAUGCGGCGUGUGACAGCA